This is a messenger RNA of Saccostrea cuccullata (small rock oyster), 6093 nucleotides long. RefSeq lists its product as uncharacterized. NCBI's taxonomy places the organism in Eukaryota, Metazoa, Mollusca, Bivalvia, Ostreida, Ostreidae. The record is from RefSeq and is a predicted model, not a curated record. The transcript has 17 exons. Bases 128 to 4135 code for a protein of 1335 amino acids.
AUGAAACAACAAGGCAAGCGUAUGGGAAAUUCAACUUGAUGCUGAAGGGGAAAAACAACACAAUUUUAUGGGAAUUUACUGACCAAGGAACAUUUCUCUGAGACUGGUGUAGAAUGAUUCCACAGUGAUGAAGAGAACUUCUGUUAGAACAGAGUCCCUCUCUGGACGACAAGCCAAGAAAACAAACAGCUACGGUCCAAGUAAAAUUCCCCAGUAUUUUCCUGGGGAAAAGAAAAAGACGAAAGCAGUGCCAGACUUUGGCAAACUCCAUGAAAAAUGGCAGAAACAACUAGAAGUCGGCAAAAUUUGUAACAAGAAACCACAGACAGUGCCCACUGAGUUUAAGCUGAGCAAAAGCAGCAAGGCUGACCAGCCCCAAUAUGCCAAGAAACAGUUAUUCUCCGAUGAAGAAUUUGAGGUGGACCAUAAGUCUCUGGAUGCCAUUUUGCGUGGACUGCCGGGACGUGGCGUAGCUUCAAGAAGAGCAACAACAGCCACGGGAAGAGAUGUAAAGAGGAGCCAAAGUUGUAACAGCAUAGGAAGUAGACGGGUCCUUGGAGAGCUACCAUUGGACCAAGAUCAAACUUCCAGGGCCAACAGACGAAGAAGUCGGAGCGCCAGGGCAGAGGUCCCCCUCAAGGUCCUGAAGGAGAGUGCUGAAGUGAAGUUUGAGCCAGACCCCCAGGCUUUGCGUAGUAUCAUCAGCAGUGAAGGAAUGACCCCGUCACGAGUUGCAGCUCCCAAGCGACAGACCACCACAGGGGCGGUCAUCAGACAAGAGAGGCCUUCAAUCUAUGAUGCGAUGACAAGUUCCCGACAUCUGAAUUCUAAAUUUGCUGCUGUGCAGUUGGCCAGCAAGGUGUCAAAGGUCACCCAUCCCAAGAGCCGACCUCCAGGCAGUCCUGUACAGAGGGCCACACAAGCUUGUCGAGAUCCUCCCCAGAACCACCCCCGAAAACCGAUAGAUCAGCAGCUCCAGUCACUGGCUGAUGAGUUUGAGGUUGACCCUCAGUCAAUGAGAAACAUCAUUAACAGUGAAGGACUGACCCCUGUCAGAGUUACUGCCCCUGUCAGGAAGACCCUGGGAGGACCAAUCAUAAGACAGGAAAGGCCCUCAAUCUACGAUGCCAUGACGAGCUCCAGGAACCACUCGGUGUUUGGGAACGUGAGGUUAUCAGAGUAUAGAGCGGGGCCCAGGACAGGGAAACUUCUGUCUGGAGCAGCAUCAUCGCCUGCACAGACUGCGUUGCCCUUUGGGAGGACCCCAGCUAAAGGCCCUGUGCCAGACCUCAUUAAAAGUGCCACCAAAAGUGAGGCCAGAAGGGUGUUAAGGAAUGAAUGUGGCAUUAUGGCAGAGGGACCAACAAAGAAAGCUGGAGAACAAAAACACGUAAAAUGGGCCGAUGUGUUUGAAGAAUCUACUACAGAAGAGAAGGACACUUUACAGAGGACCUUAUUCACCACUGUGGAGGACUCAGAGGAAGAAGAAGAAGAAUGUAAAGAGAAUAUCUGUCCAGUAACCAAACAACUCACUCCAGCCAAGGCCGGUCAACAGAAACUGAUCACGGUCAAAUCAAUCCCACAAUCCCGCGGUACCGGUCAGUGGACCAUCAGUCAUGGACAGAAGACUGUUGAUGUAGCCCAAGUGUUGCCUAGUAACCUAAAUAAAGAUAAAAGCAAGAGUAUAGCUCAGACUAGUGCUGACCCAAAAUCAGGGGACUCGAGUGAGCUUUAUGGACUCGCGUCUCAGCCUUUGAGCAAUGUUCUGGAGGUUGGUGGGGAAUCUCGGGGCUUUGCCAGCAACUCGGAUGGAAUUGUUUACAAAAGAGGACUUUUUCCUUGCAGUGCUGAUAAAGCAAAUUGUCACGAUGAUUCACCCCAUGUUUCUGAAGAUGUUUUACCAAUAUCAGGAGAUGGAAGCGGCAAUAGAGAGAGGGUGACUCAUUCCUAUGUUGUAGCACCACAAGCUUCCAGUCGCCAGUGUGAUGGAGACACUCAAUGCUGUAGUAACUUGAGAAAUGCUACCUGUUCUGAACUGCAAGGACUAAGAGACGCAAAUCUCGAAUUCUCCCAAAAACUCAGAAACUGUUUGUCACAAGGAUUGCAAAAUUCCACGGAAGGUCACUCUCUGCUAGGUUUGCAAAAUGUGGAAGGAAACUUAGCUGAGAUCUCAAAUCACAGGUUGCAAAAUCCAAAAGGAAAAGUUGCACACUUGCAGUCUAAAAAUGCUCAAGCAUCUUCUAGUGGUUUUUUAGAAAGAGCAUCUGAGUACAAGAAAGACAAUGGAGUUUUCCGAGAUGGGACUCAAACACAGAGAAACUUGGAGAAGGUUGAUCACACACUUGCUUCAUCAAAUGAGCUCCAUGUACAAAUAAUUAAAGAAAGUCAACCAACUUCUAGUACACUUCUCCAUCUUGUUAAAAAUUGCAGAGAACAAAGGGAAUAUGAUGCCUGUAUAAAAAAUCAAGCACCAUGUGAUGGACAUGAUUUUAAUUCAGGGGCAGAAGAAAUCAGACAUUUCCCAAACUAUAUUGUAAGGAAGCACCAUUUUCAGGAGCAUGGUGGUGUGGAACAUUCUAAGGUUACAGCGGAUAAGUCUUAUUGUGCAGGGUUAGGGGAUCAACACCAAGAAGGACCAUGUGAUGUCAGAAAACUGGUCAUAACUAAGGAAAUUCUGGUGGAUAACAAAGCAGGAGAGACCACCAUGGCUAUGUUUACAGAGACAGAACAGGACGAAAACAGCCAAGCUCCCUCGACAUCAACUGGAGAACAGGCCAGCCACGGUGAGCGCACUCGGGACUCGGUGGGAAACUUUGUGGGCCGAGUCCAGAAGAACAAAAAGAGACAGAGCAUUGCUGAGCUCAAUGAGAGUAUUUCUGAGUCCAACGUUCACAUGCAGAGUCUUUGUCAUCAGGCCCAGAGUCUGAGGAACCAAUCCAAGACCAGAAAGAACACCAACAUCAUGUACCAGCUAGAGCUGAUCAGAAAACAACAGGAGGAACUACUUAAACUACAGAGGGAGCUGCAGCUACAGCUUCAAAUGGAGGCUGGGUACCAGGAGGUCGAAGGUCACACGGAUAAUCAGUUGGAUGAGAGUGGGAACUCAGCAUUGGAUGCAAAACUCAGUGACUUGAUUUCAUCAUCUGAGCAGAUACUGACGUUACAGAGUGAUGAACAAACUCAGAAUUUAGAGAGCAUUCAAGAGGAGGAAAAGAAUAAUAACAAUUAUGACUCGCCAUUUGUUGUGAAAUCACCUUUGAUACCAUGUUGGAGACAAGAGAGUUUUUCAGUGUCAGAGCCAUCAGGUCUACACUUAGCUUCAAAUACACUACUUAGCACACCAAAGGCACCUCAAAUAUCAGAAAAUGUUCAGAAGUCUUUGCUGACACCUAGGCUUAGCCACCUUAUCAGUGAUUCACAAAGUCAAUUUACUUUUAUUAAAUCACCAAAACCAUUAAAACCAACACCAGCUUUACAAAGGGAGGGUGCCAAAUCACCCUCCCCUCCCCCUAUAUGGACUGCUAUGGCUCUAAAGGAUGAAGCCAAGCGCCACUCGACGUCUGACCCUCCAACGCCCUCCGCCAAGAGGAGACUCGAGCAGGAACCUGACUAUGCAAAAGCUGCUGACCAACCCAUGGACUUGAGUGUAAAAUCAUCAACAGAGACAAGUUUCAGCAUUUCUGCUGAACAUCUUCCUGUUAAUAAAAGAAGUACGAGUUCUAAAAACACUUCAUCUGCUUCUUUCCCUAAACUUUUCCCCUCACAAGACAUUGGGUCACUUUCCCUUAGAGCCAAUACACUGCAGUCACCAAUUAUUUCCCAUAAUGCACCAUCUUCUUCCCAUCCCAGCAGCAGACAUUUUCACCCCACUCAGGAAAUUCCACUGUAUAAGGAGGUGUUGUCAAUAGCGAGUGAUCAGAGGUACCGCGAGGCUCUUCUAGAUGACGAGUGUGCUCGGUACUGCUGUCGUUUACAGGCUGCCCAGUCCCUCGUAUUCCUGUCUGAGAGAUGCAUCAAUCCUGUGUCUGUAGUCCUGUCCCAGGGAGAUGAAAUGCAUUUUGUCCCGAUACAUGAGGAGAUGAUAUUACCAGUGACUGUGGGAGGAGAUUCAGCAUUUUACUCCUACUCUCCUUGAAGUGGACCCUUGGGCCAAAAUGACCUCACAAUGGUCAAAACAGUUACUCUUAGGACUGUGGGCAUGGAUCAGUGAGAAUUAAACUGUUGCGAAGAGUGUGACAUAUUGUUGAGAAACUUUAAACACUGUGGGGCAGAAUUGAUACCAGUUUGUGGCAUCUAGAUUAAAAGAUGAAGGAUAAUGUGACCUUGAAAGAAUAGUUUAUUUUUUGACCUUGACCUAGAGAGAGGCUUGGAUUUGUAAUGAAUAUUUGUGUUGAUGUGGUCAAAGAAAAAGAAUUGUUACAUUGACAUGAAUUUUUUACUCAGUACCUGGCAGGGAUUGUUGUGUUGUUUUUGUACUGGAUUUUGUCGAGAUACGGGUCAAGGGUCAAAGUGAUAAGUAUUACUGAGAAGUGUUUUUCGCUGUUGUUUUUACAGUUGGUUGUAUUAAAAAAUGUUUACCUAUAUAAACAUGAUAAAAGUAUUAUGGGUGUUGUCCAGUGUAAUGUUAGGAUAUGUUGCUCCUAUAGCAAAAGUUAUUGUUGGACUGGUUCCCUUCUCAUGAUAAUCUCCACGAUGUGCACAUUGUGUGUAAUAAUGAAUGAGAACCAGUUAAAGUAAGAAGUGCAAUGAAGAUUUGAAUCAAACUGUUUUCCCUUGUUCUUUAUUACUGUUUCCUAAAUUCAUGAUUUUUUCCAUAAACAAGAUUAUAAUAUAAUGAAUUUAUGUCAUUUGAAUGAGAAUUUGAUGUGGUGACAGCUAUAUUUAUGUAUGUAGAAACUUUUUUAAAAAAAUUCUAAGCAUUUAUCAAAUUUUCAUAUAGCAAAACUGAUUCAUUUGAAUAAAGAAAAUUCAAAUUGGCUGAUCCUUCUGAGUUUUUAUACAGCUAUGAGUUGCUGUGACCACAUUUAAUUCUUUAAAUUCAUAUUCUGACAAUCAGUCUAUAUUGACCUGCAUGUUGCAUUGUUAUGGUUCACUUUUUAUAGUUUAACUAUUGUACAGUGUUAGUGUUCAUUUUCUCCUAGUUAAUCUACUAUAAAGAUUUAUCAGACACAUGUUUAUGGCACAAUUUGGACAUUUGAGCAAGCAAGGGUUAACAGACUAAUUGUAUAAAAGCAAGAAAAAUCAAGGGUUUAAGUGCUGGAAUACAGAGUUUUAACAAGGAAAUCUAGACUGAGUAAAAAGCCAAGAAAGUACCUAUGCGACUAUAAAAUGGCACAAUUUAUCAGUAUGCAAAUUUAUCUUUUUCAAAGAAAUUCAAAUUAAUUUCAGGAAGGAAAAGUAGCAUUCUGACUUGUGGCUGAUUUUGUAUCUAAAUUAAGUAAAAGAUUAAGUUGAAAGAUCAUGUUAAAAUCGUUUUCUUGCAGGAAAAUUGUUUUGGUUUUAUUAAGUUUUGAAGUGUACAUAGUUUUGUAUAUACAUGUAUAUUUUGUGAACUAGAUACGCACAGGGACAUUGGAGUGAUUUAGCUGCAAGCAAUUUGUUUCUUUUUGUCUUUGAAAAAGUAUGCCAAAGUUUAGCAAGGAAAACUUUCCUAGAUUGUAAUUAGCACUCUUUUUUUGUGUAAAUAUGUAAAGUUUGUUGAUUUAUGUAUUUAAUGAGAUAAGCUGUGAUAUGUAUUCACUGUAGCCUUUUUAGAAAGACAUCUUUGGGAGAAAAAAGAAAAAUAUAGGUGCUAUUUGAUUUUAUGAGAGCUGGUAUAAUGCAACAUUGUCAGAAAUACAUCAGGGAAAACCACAAGCUAAAUGGAAGUAAAGUUGUACAUGUUUUAGGUGAAUCACAACUUCAGCAUUUGAAAAUGUACCGUAGACAAGCAGUGUAUUGAAAAAUAAUCAUUGGUAAAUGAGACAGGCGUUCUGAAGUACAGAUGUACUAAAUAUUAAUUUUGUUUUAUGGACAGUUGAUAUAUUUUGCUUGUAAAAUUGUUAAAAGUCACAAUUAUCUAAUUUCUGAAAUAUGAAGAAUUGCUGACUUUCU